CUAGAUGGUGGUUUUGCAGAGUCAAAUAUGGGAUUACUACCUGUAGGUUUAUUAGUUGGUAAAGCUCUACUAGAUAAUAUAGCUCGCCGUACAGCUCCAACACAGGUUGUUCGGACAUCUGCUACAAUAGGUACCGUUCACAAUGUUCGAAGCAGGAGGCAUGCAUCUUCGGCAUCUAGCGCGAAUCCUUUCGAAAAAGAACAGAUGCUACAGCGGAUUGGAGGUACAAGUAUAAGACGAUCGCAUGCGCAGAUUGAACGAGAAAAACAACUAUUAGAGGAAGCUUUACCAAACGAAAAUUGGAUUGCUGUAUAUCGGUACCCAGGCAUUCGUUUUGCUGUAUUGCUAGCUCGAGCGAAGUUGUUACAAACUGUCGCUAGUGUGCUUUUCUUGCCGUAUUCUUCUUAUCAGUAUGCUUUUGGUCAAGUUGACGCUACAUUUUUCUACUCGACUGCUUUCGUUGCUGUAUUUGCCCCAGUUGCUCUAGCAGUGUUUAGCAGGUACUUAAAUCGACUAAUUGGAGUAAUCGCAAUGAACGAAAGCAACGAUUACGUCAGAAUUGGGUAUCUGACGUUUUGGGGAUCACGAAAAAACAAAUAUCUAGAAAUAACGGAUGUCCUGCCAUUGACCGAAGUAUCGGGCAACAAAAAGGACAGUGUUAUAAAGUUCUCGUGGUUUGGAGGAGACAACUUCCUAUACCUGCCUACGAGGAAUGUAGAGAUUGUUGAUGAGAAGAGGGCGGAGUUGCUCUUCGGAGAUAUCAGUGUAUUUAAU
Molecule: messenger RNA, 774 nt
Organism: Cylicocyclus nassatus
Lineage: Eukaryota; Metazoa; Nematoda; Chromadorea; Rhabditida; Strongylidae
Source: the annotation of a GenBank genome assembly